Messenger RNA from Ascochyta rabiei, 921 nucleotides. Its product is annotated as Dextrin dextranase. Lineage: Eukaryota; Fungi; Ascomycota; Dothideomycetes; Pleosporales; Didymellaceae. The coding region runs from base 1 to 921 and encodes 306 amino acids. The transcript is spliced from 2 exons. The record is from RefSeq and is a predicted model, not a curated record.
AUGGAAUGGGACGAAUGGAUCGAGCUUGAUAACGGGUAUCUGAAGUACCACUCUACGAAAGCCUCUCGCAUUGCUGCGCGCGGGGAGAAGUGCUGCAAGACGGCGCCUGAAGCAUGGGACGCGGCGGUUGAGCUGCUCGAGGAACUAUGCGGGUACCUACCAGAGCGAUAUCCGACACUAUUCGAGCCAUUACAAGGAGGCGGGAAGGGCGUGAAGAAUGCCGAGACCGGGGAGGUGUUCGAUAUCGCCUCCUGCCUCGCAGACGAAGAUCCCAUGCAAACCUGCGCACGCUUAGUUCAGGAUGACUUGGCCAUCAUGAUCGAACGGCCAGACGGACAGUACUACCUCCUCGCGGGCGCCAUUCUGCUCGCUGGUUUCUGGCGUCUGCAAGACAAGUUCGGUAUGCCCUUGUCUGAAAUUCACACCAGUGGCGACGUGCCGCAGUAUAAGGAGAAAUUGGAAAAGGGCAUGCUGAACAUGUUUAAACGACUUCAACCCGAGAAGCCUGUGCUGAGGAACAACUACUUCAUUCAGGUCGAUGAUAAUUUGGCGUGGAGCGAGAGUCUGGGUUCAGAGGACGAAGAGGGUAUCAAUUGGGCGAGUGCAGAUACCACCGAGGGGGUUGGCAAUAUUUAUUUCAGGAGUGAAAGACAGAGUCUGAGAAGACUCCCAAAAUCGGGAGGCAUUGUUUUCACGAUUCGGACCUACUUCCAUCCAGUCACUGAGAUCUGCAAGGAGCCGUAUGUUCCAGGGAGACUUGCGAGCGCGAUACGAAGUUGGGGUGAUGAUGUGAGUAAGUACAAAGGAAAGGCGCAAUAUGCGGAUGUUCUACUCAAUUAUCUGGACGCGAUGCAUGAGAAACAAGUGGAAGAAGGAUUGGAUUUGGGGAGGGAAGACGAGGUGAGGGCUUAUCCCUACUGA